GUGUGUGCGCGCGUGCGCGUGUGUGUGUUGCAGCGGGCUGUCGGGGCCUGAACGCGGCGUCAGCCCCGUGUCUGUGUGCGUGUGUGUGUGUUGCAGCGGGCUGUCGGGGCCCGAGCGCGGCGUGAGCCCUGUAUCUAACAUGUGUGCGCGUGUGUGUGUUGCAGCGGGCUGUGUGGGCCCGAGUGCGGCGUGAGCCCUGUAUCUAACAUAUGCGUGUGUAUGUGUGUUGCAGCGGGCUGUCGGGGCCCGAGCGCGGCGUGAGCCCCGUGUACCUGCGCUGCGCGCAGGGCCGCCUGGACUGGUCGUACCCGCGCGGCGCGCUGCGCGUGCUGCUGCGCCUGGGCGGCGCGGGCCACGACUUCCGGGGCUGCGUGCGGCUGGGCGAGCGCGCCGCCGGCGCGCGCCUCUUCCUCGAGGGCCCGCGCUCGCUCGCGCCGCUCUUCGAGGACGAGGACGGCGCGCCGCGGCGCCUGGCGCGCUGCUUCCGGUCGCGCGGCGGGCAGGCGGCGCUGUACGUGGAGUCGGUCCCCGCGCCGCCCGGUGACUUUGGCAAGCGCGUCAUGUCCUUCACCUACGACCUGGAGCCGCUGCCUCGCGGCGCCAAGGGAUACGACCCUGCGGAGCGAAUAUCAUGA
Messenger RNA from Gryllus bimaculatus (two-spotted cricket), 635 nucleotides. NCBI's taxonomy places the organism in Eukaryota, Metazoa, Arthropoda, Insecta, Orthoptera, Gryllidae. The record is from the annotation of a GenBank genome assembly.